Messenger RNA from Juglans microcarpa x Juglans regia, 2147 nucleotides. RefSeq names its product aspartyl protease APCB1. Gene Ontology annotation, biological process: proteolysis. The record is from RefSeq and is a predicted model, not a curated record. Gene Ontology annotation, molecular function: aspartic-type endopeptidase activity. NCBI's taxonomy places the organism in Eukaryota, Viridiplantae, Streptophyta, Magnoliopsida, Fagales, Juglandaceae.
GCUUCCCGUCCUGGACGUGAAGUUCCAAGAUCUUUCCUCCUUUGAUCCCAAACUCCCUUUACAUGCAUUGCAGCAUUGACUCACUCACAGAGUCUCUGGGGCAGCUUCAUGUACUCUGAAGAUUAAGAAGAAUAACAUUGGCAGGACACCCAGGACUCUUGCACUCCCUCCCUCCGGCUCCUAAUGCUCCUUAGCUUCUUCUAUGGACAUGGAUUCUGAUGAUGCACCCCAACCUAUAAAAGGGGUUGUCAUAAUCUCUCUUCCACCUCCAGACAACCCCUCUCUUGGCAAAACUAUCACUGCCUUCACUCUCUAUAACACUCCGAGAACGUCCCAAACUCAGACCCAAUCCGGCCAGCAACAACCCUAUGGCAACGACAAUCACCAAGACCCUCUACCACUCCAACAACACCAACCUCCAGCCAACCCUCAAGCUCAGUCUUCACUCUCAAUCAGCAGAACCUCUCUUGGCAUCCCAAGAAAACUCUUGGCCUUUCUAGGCAUCUCUAUGCUCGCUAUUAUACUCUAUUGCUCUGUUUCUUCUCAGACCCAGCAAGAAUUGCGCCACUCAGAUGAUGAUGAUGAUGAUGAUCAUAGACCCAGUUCGUUUCUUUUUCCUUUGUAUCCCAAAUGGGGGACUCAAACAGGGGACUUGAAGCUUAGAUUGGGGAAACUUGUGGAUGUUGAUAAGGGGGAUUUGAUUUAUUCAAUUGAGGAUGGGAGGGGUCCCCGCAUGAUCGACAACUUGGUUGCUUCUAAGGCACAACUUGAUUCCGCUGCCAUUUUACCUGUUAGAGGAGAUGUAUAUCCUAAUGGUUUGUAUUACACGCACAUGCUUGUUGGGAGUCCUCCAAAGCGUUAUUUUCUCGACAUGGAUACCGGGAGUGACUUAACUUGGAUUCAAUGUGACGCUCCUUGCACUAGCUGUGCUAAGGGAGCAAAUGCUUUGUACAAGCCAACAAGAGGCAACGUGGUACCUUCUGAGGACUAUCUGUGCACAGAAGUUCAAAGAAAUCAGGAUUCUGGACAUUGUAAAACUUGUAAACAAUGUGACUAUGCAAUUCAAUAUGCCGAUCAGAGCUCCUUCGGGGUUCUUGCAAGAGAUGAACUGCAUCUCCUAAUGGCAAAUGGAUCAUGGACCAGUUUAAAUGUUGUUUUCGGAUGUGGAUAUGAUCAGCAAGGCCUACUCUUAGAUACUUUGGUAAAGACAGAUGGAAUUCUUGGGCUAAGCGGGGCUAAAGUUAGCCUACCUUCCCAGUUGGCGAGCAAGGGGAUAAUCAACAAUGUGGUUGGUCAUUGCCUUACCCCAGAUGCAGGUGGUGGAUAUAUGUUCUUAGGUGAUGAUUUUGUACCGCACCGGGGUAUGACAUGGGCUCCUAUGCUUAAUAGCCCAGAAAUAGAUUAUUAUCGUACAGAGAUUGUGAGAAUGAAUUACGGAAGCAAAAUUCUUAGAUUAGGUGUGCCUGACGGCCAAGUAGUUUUUGAUAGUGGCAGUUCUUAUACGUAUUUUCCUCAGCAAGCAUAUUCUGAUUUAGUUGCUUCUCUUAAUGAAGUUUCUGGGUUUGGUCUCAUUGAAGAUAAAUCAGAUCCGACAUUGCCAAUUUGUUGGCAAGCUGAAUUUCCAAUCAGAUCUGUCUUGGAUGUUAAGCAUUUCUUCAAGACUUUAGCGCUUCAAUUUGGGAGGAAAUGGUGGGUUGUCUCCACAAAGCUUCAAAUUCCUCCAGAAGGCUACUUGAUCAUUAGUAACAAAGGCAAUGUGUGCUUGGGUAUCCUUGACGGAAGCAAAUUGCUCGAAGGAUCGACAAUUAUACUUGGAGAUGUCUCAUUGCGCGGGCAACUGGUGAUAUAUGACAAUGUGAACCAGAAAAUUGGGUGGGCACCAUCGGAUUGCCUCAGGUCCCAAAGGUCUUAACAUCUCCCCUUCUUUUGAGGGAAAGGACAUCCACAUUGGAGUUAUUAUGGGACCUUGGAGACCGGUUUCCUUUAUACAUAAACCCGGUUCAGCAUUUGCUCUUCGUUUGUGAAUAUAAUAUAUAGAGCAAUUAUUUGAAAAAAGGAUGAGGAUAGUUUAGGAAUAUGUCAUAAUAAAUAAAUAAUUUUCGUUAUGAUGAGCUGACAUUAUUCAUCAAUUUUUAUUUUUAUUUUUA